AGCACCGGCACCGGCCAUAGGCCCGGGCUCGGGCCCGGCAGCUUGGCGUACUGUAGCGUCAGUCCCCACCGUACCUGCCUAGGUAGGAAAGCUCCGAGUCUUCGGCCCUCUUUAAGUCGCGUCAAAGACAUUGAGAACAAUACAUAACACCGUACAGCAAAGAACAACACGACAGGUCCCAGUGCACAAAUUCACCGAUUUGAGAUCGAACUCGAGAAGACUUGUCAUCUCUCUGUACUCCAAAAUAUCAACACGCGACUGCCCAAACUCCUCACCCCCCGAAAAGUUCCUUCUCGAAGUAACUACUAUUUUCAAAACAAGAUCGCCCACCUCGUUCAAAAUGACCUCCGUAUCACCAGUUCGUCGAGUGCUCAGCGCCCUCGAUGCGAACACGCCCCUCAGUCGACCAGGCGCCCAAAGCCUCAAGACAAGCAAAAGCAGCAGUCCUACCAAGCCAGUCCAGAUGGCAGAAAUAAUACCGCAGGCAUCUUUAUCGGAGGCAACAAAUUACGCCUCGAUUGAUGAGGGGACUCCUGUUUUGGGCGCAAAAAGGAAGUCCUAUUCUCAAGAUGACACUACAUCAUAUGGCGCGGCCAAGAGACAUAAGGAGACUGCUGGCAUGGAAGAAGAUGCUGGAACAUAUAUGCAAGCGCAACUUUUCAGCAGUGAUGUUCAUGAGGUUCGUCAACAGUCUCAACCCCAAAGUGAAGGAGGAUUUCUGGGACAUUCUUAUGAUCUUGCAACGGCACCCUCCUCACCAACCUCCUCCUUUACCUCUCAAGAUAAUUCAGGACUGAAUGAUUCUCAAAAUACCACAGUCACCAUUCCAGAUGAAAUCCCUCUGCCUCCACGCCAUUCUCCACUAACGCGCGAGGAGCUUCGUCAGAAAGCUAGAGAGAUCAAACUUCGGCUCAGUCUUGCAAGCUACAAAGUUCGAACGAAUCAGAUUGAAAUUCCCAUAUCCCGUCUAGAAAUUCGAUCUUCUACCACAGCAUCCAGAACAUCCCCCUUUCCACCAAUCGCAACUCUUUCUUCGCAAAUUCAACAACUUUCUCGUCCAUCAAAUGCUCCACAAGUGCCAGAUAUCAAACUACAAACACCAUAUACAGAGAAGAACCUACCGCAACCAGUCACGAUACCAUCGUCACCCCCUUCCUGCAUCUUGACACCAGGGAAUGGCAAAAGGGUUGCAUCUCCAACUAAAAUAGUAGUUGACGUGACGCGUGAAGGAUUCGCGACCCCUUUAUUACCCAGACAACGACAAGGCGUGUUGAACCCUCCAUCUUUAUGCGGCAGUCCGAGUUGGGAAGAUAGAGGUAGCGAUUUGACAAGUAGUGUAGUCAAAGGACGAGCUGCGGAUGGGUUACUGAGCUUGAUGCACCAGUAUAAAUGAACGAGGUGAUCAUCGAAGGUCUUGUCACGAAGCUAUUGAUGUUCCUGUGUCAUGCGUCUUGAGGAUGUCUAAUAAUUCCUUCGUGUUGCAUGGUUGGGGCUUUUGUUGAGCCAACAGGGCAUUCUAAUGUGCAGAUAAGACAAGAAAAAUGGAAGGAUUUCAUCGAAUUAAAUAGGAUGAGUCGAUAAGGGCAAUUUCGGGGUUUGCCUAUGCUCUCUAGAAUAGAGCGGUGGUGAUCCAGCGAUGAACUGGCAAAUUUGCUUGGAAUGUUGCUAAAACAGACUUGCUACAAUAAUUAGACAUUCAAAGUGCGCGAUGCUUGGUUGGCUAAUCGCAUUGUGGAUGGAGAAUGCUCCCUAUUUUCAUAAUGGCAAAGUACUAACCAAAUGAUAAUGUGCACUUCAAGCAUAUAUGUUUGAGAAGGGGGUGGCAUCUACCCCAGCUGCCCAUGGUGUACCUCCCGUCCCCUUGGGGGCAUGCUACGCGACCCCUUUCAUCUCGCUUAAAUUAGCGACAUAAACACAGCGAGAUUGGAGAACUUCCCUCCCCUCAAAACAACAGCUAUCAUAUAAUAGCCACCUCGUAACUUGCAAAACCCACACCUUGAUGCAUCGGAUAUCAAUCCUAGUAACUGUCCAUUCUCGCCAGACACAUGGAUGGUUCAUUCGAUUGCUCACCUUCGGACAACUCAGAAUCCCUGUCCAAACAAGUGUGAUAGCAGGUAGGUUGAUACCUCACCUAGAUCGCCAGGAAGCCCUAGUACGGUUCGAGCUCGCGCGGAUGUGACGUCUUUGACUCUUUGAUGCGCAAACCUAUCUUUGCUGCAUGAUUACUUCAUCCGCACCUGUCAUUUGCAUGUCGUGGAAUUGUGCAUGGCGGUGGCAUUUGACAUGUCAUUUCUCAGCUGAAUGCGAGUGAGCGACUCUGGCACAAAUUCAUCGGAUCUGGCCAGAGACACAAACAAGGUCGUUAAAAAGCGAACCACAGAUCAGAGAAUUAAUAUUUGU
Cadophora gregata is the source of this 2400-nucleotide messenger RNA. RefSeq lists its product as uncharacterized. Bases 341 to 1393 code for a protein of 350 amino acids. The transcript is spliced from 4 exons. The record is from RefSeq and is a predicted model, not a curated record. Lineage: Eukaryota; Fungi; Ascomycota; Leotiomycetes; Helotiales; Ploettnerulaceae.